Gastrolobium bilobum is the source of this 615-nucleotide messenger RNA. RefSeq lists its product as uncharacterized. The coding region runs from base 1 to 615 and encodes 204 amino acids. The transcript has a single exon. The record is from RefSeq and is a predicted model, not a curated record. Lineage: Eukaryota; Viridiplantae; Streptophyta; Magnoliopsida; Fabales; Fabaceae.
AUGAAAAGGGUGGACAGACCUCGACCACUACUGAAUCAAGUCGGGCUUGAUCAAUCACGAUAUUGCGCGUUCCAUGAUGGCCCUGGUCACACAACCGAGGAGUGUUGGGAUCUCAGAGACGCAAUUGAAAGAUAUAUCAGGGAGGGAAAGUUGCGUCAGUUUCUCAUACGAACUCAAGGAUGGAAGAACAAUAAGAAGAGAAAAGGAGGACGACCGAUGAGCCCGAACCGAGAGAAGAAGUUCAAGGAUGAAGGCCGAGGUAAGAAGCCGGCCAAAGAAGAUGACGAAUUCGUAGAGCCCGAGUUCGAAUGCAAUGUUAUUAGUGGAGGAUUCGGUGGAGGAGGUGAUACCAUGAAUGCCAGAAGAAAAUACUUAAGAGAGGUGCUUUCAAUUCGAGAGCGGCCUAAGUUUAAAGUAGAGGAAUCAGAAGCACCACGAUUGUUCUUUACAAAAGCAGAAUUGGAAGAUGUCAUGCCGGGGCACGUUGACGGGCUAGUCAUCACCGGGACACUAGUCAACUGUAAAGUCAAGAAAAUGUUUGUGGAUAACGGCAGAUGUGCCGACAUAAUUCUGUGGCAGGCAUUCCAGAAAAUGAACUGGAUGUGGAGGAUCUGA